AUGUUCGCUAUAGAAUACAAAACUACUUCUUUUUUCUCUUUAAGUUCUCAUCGAAGUUCCACAACUACCUUAUCAGAUGCAUGUUUGGCAGAUAAAUUAGCGCUUAUAGAAUGUAUCGAAAUCAUCAAAGCUAAUGUUGAAGAUCUUAUUAUUAACAAGACUAAUGAAAAAGAGAAAAAAUGGUGGAUCGAUAGAAAUUACAAAACUAUUGACGAAAAAAAACUCUCCCUGAUCCAUAUGGAAGAUGUAAAUUAUGAUGAGUUUGAAAAAAAUGUGAGAAAGCGAACACAUCGAAGUUCUGGGAAAUUCACUGAUCAAUUUAAAGAAGCUUUUUAUAAUCUUUCACGUCAAGAUCGAGUUAGAAAUAUUGGAACAACAACUUAUUAUACUUCAGGACGUAAAUUACGCAAAGGAA
Funneliformis geosporum is the source of this 415-nucleotide messenger RNA. The record is from the annotation of a GenBank genome assembly. Lineage: Eukaryota; Fungi; Glomeromycota; Glomeromycetes; Glomerales; Glomeraceae.